UAAUAUUAAAGAUGUUUACACUUCACAAAAAAUCUAAAUGUGUUUUUAUAGCGUGAAAAUAAGUACAACAAUCUUUGAUGUCGUGCUGCGUUGUAGUUGAUAAAUACGGCCUUGAGUAUGCAGCAGCUGUCAUGUAGCUAUUAAUUCAGAAAAUAACCAAAGUGAUGGAAUAAGUAUAACAUUGUUUUCCAAACAAUACUUGAAAUCCUUCAACAUGAGGAACGUGGAGGCUCAUUUAUUAGGAGACAAAAUGGACGAAGCUGUUACGCAUUAUAUCAAUUCACAACCUCCAGAGGCUGUACAUGUGGAUGCUAAUGCCUUGGCUCUGAACAUACAAGACGAUGGUGGAAGCAGAGUCGUCACGCUCAUGCACCCACAUAAUUUUCAGCCUCAAAUGUGCAGGCAGGUGUCAGUGGGAGAGCAGGUCAGCGAUGGGCCGUGGGUGGAAGACAUACUGGACGCCGAGGGGCGCCUGGCGGUUCUCAUGGCCCACCUGGCACAAAAUGCCAGGGCUUCUCACCAUCAGACACAUGCACAUCAGAAGAUAUCCACAGUGCGUAAUGAUGUUGAUGGGAAUGUUAUGUUAGAUUCACCGUAUAAUCAAACUCUGGAACAAAACCCAGAUGCCAUAACAGUGGAAGUGCCAUCGCUGCCAACACUUCCGCCGCUACAGGACAUGAAACGAUGCCCGGAAACAAACUGGUUUGAGAAAGAUAAGACUGACCUCAAAAACAACACUCAAAUGUUACCGGGUCAAGCUGAUGGAAUGUUAGAAAUGUGUGCGGGUGGUUCUCCCGCGCACAACAAACUGCACAGUAAAAAGAGUCUGCCACAUAAAAAACGGAUCUCUAAGAAACUGAAACGAAACAAUGGAGGCAGCACCCCUCAACAGGAACUGGUAGUAAUAAAUUGUGGUGAAGAAGGUCCACACGAGGAAAUAUUACCAGAUACCUUUGCUACGCCUCCUACACAUCAGAUGCGUCCGUUGCUGAUCUGCCAGAUUUGCGGGGAAUUCUACGGGGAGGAGCAGCUCAAGUUCUACCAUCACCUGAAGGAGCACUAUGAACCCCACACCACCAUAAUCAUCGAGAACCCUGUCCCCGAUCUCAAUAUUGAUAAGAUGAACACAUGCAUAGUAGACAAUGUAGCGACGUUGCCAGAUUCAAUUGUAGAGCUGUCACUAGAGAAUACAGUUCCUAAAACUAUAUACCAGGAUAAACAUAUUCUGUACAACGACAAAAGCCUUUAUUCAAAUAAAUACACAAUGAGUCUAGAGAAAGAAAUACAAGAGGCAAACAAAGCGGACAUAUACACCGAAGACUUGGAGAAACUCGGUCUAUAUACGUGUGUAAAAUGCAACAAAUCCUUCAAGAAACAGAGGCAAUGCGAAGCUCACAUUAAGGAGGCACAUUCUAACCAUAACCAGAAGCUGGAGGACAUGGGCGAGUUCAGCGAGACGGAGGACCUGAUGGAGGGCAUCCACGUGGCGGUGGAGGACCCCGACACGUACGACCUGCCGCACCUCGUCGUCGACAACGGCCACGUGCACCAGGAGCAUGUGCGUACCUGGUAUAUGCGAAGCGGGACGCCGACGAUGUGCGAGUGCGGUGGCGUGGGGUACUGCGACGCGUGCACGCAUGGUCACCCGCAGCUGCUGGCGGGAGCGACGCACAUGGAAACGGCGCCCGUGACGUCACAGCCGGCGGUGACGUCACACGGCCCGCAUCUCGACGUGCACGCACCGCCCUCGCGGGAUAUGACGCACGCGCCGAUGCACGCAACUCACCACGAAGCCACACAACACGAGUCAAUUUUGCCGCAUUCGGUCUCGCAGGCUGCAGUCUCGCCGCAUGUGGUGAUGUCGAAUGCUGUUACGCAUGCAGUGUCGUCGCAUUCGACGAUGCCGUCCAAUGUGUCGCAUAAUCCUAUUACGACGCUGGCGCCGUCCCUAGUUACCAAUCAAAGGGUGAUUCUUAAAGAGGAGGUGCUCCAGGGAAUAUUCGAAAGCGAGGUGCAAAACCAGGAGGUGAGAAUGAUCACGGACAGCAGCAUCAUCGAAUCCGACAUCACGAAACAGACGGAAUCGAGAGUUAAGUCUGCGCGAAGGGACACGAAGUUGAAGUGUAACUUGACCGAAAAUAGGGUAAAAUCGACCCCUAAUGGUACCAACUCAACUGCGAAUGUAGCUAACUCAACUGUGAACGGGUCUAACACAACUGCGAAUGAUGCCAACUCAACUGGGAAUGAGUUCAACUCAACUGCGAACGAGCUCAACUCAACUGCGAACGAGCUCAACUCAACUGCGAACGAGCUCAACUCAACAGAGAAUGGCGCUAGCUCAAAUGAGAAUGGGGAAAAGAAGCCUAAGAAAUACGAGUGCGCGUAUUGCUCGCGUGUGUUCGACCACCGCAACAGUCUCUUGUACCACGUGCAUAUGCACAACGGCCGGCAACAAGUAUGCAGGGACUGCGGCAAAAGCUUCUACACUGCCAAUGCUCUGAAGAUACACAAGCGAGUGCACAGCGACUACCGGCCGUGCAAGUGCGAGGAGUGCGGCAAGGAGUUCAAGCAGUGGAGCGAUCUCAAGUACCACAAGGCCUCCAUACAUUCCAAUCAGAAAAACUACAAGUGCGAUUUCUGCGGCAAGGAGUUCGCGCGGCGGUACUCGCUCAACAUCCACCGGCGGAUACACACGGGCGAGCGCAACUACAAGUGCGACUACUGCGCCAUGACCUUCCGCGCUUCCUCCUACCGCCUCAGCCACAUGCGCACGCACACAGGGCACAAACCCCAUCAGUGUCCUCACUGUGACAAGAGAUUCGGCGUCGCGUUCGACCUGAGAAGGCACAUGAAGGUACACGAUAAACAGAGACUCAACGAACCUAAAAGCAAAUCAAAAACUAUAGCGAAAGAUACCAGGACCACAGAAAAAGUAAAUAUGGAGGACGCCAAAACUGAUAAGAAAUCUUUUGAAGAGAGUGAUCCCAAAAACACCAGACUGCCUGUACUUAAGAGCCUUCUAGAUAAGCCAACGAAGAGCACCAAGAAACCACCAAAGAAAGCCCCCAAUGUGACAGUACAGGGCAAGGGGCAAUUCAAGCUCGAACAAAACGACUUGAACAUUAAAGAGGAGUAUUUUAAGGAUGUUUACGAGUAUAAAGAUGAUACUCCCAAAAAAUCUAAUUAUGCCGAAGAAAAGUCUAGGGAUAAGAACUUUACAACGUUGCGGCCUCUGUUCAAGAAUCAAAUAAGUGAAGUGGAAAUCGACAGGCCGGACUUUAGUAGGGAGACUACGGACGGGAAGUUACAAAUUUAUACCCAAGUGGAAAGAAAGGAGUUCACGGGACCUAUUAUAUCUAAUGCAGUGUCGUUGUGUGAUUUUAAAAACUUAGAACGUGAAGUGACUAGAGAUAGGGGUGACUUGCAUUCGGAAGCUGUGGAGAGUGGUUUCUUCGACCGGCUCACAUCCUUUUACAAUAUACCCGCAGUAUGAAGAGUGCAUAGGAGUUAUUGUUAGUGAAAUUUUAUUAGUGAACUUACACAAAAGUGGGUGUUGAUAUUUAAUCUGUGAUGGGAAUAUGCACAAUAGUAAUUCAGCUUUAUUUUAGGUCAGUCUGGACCAAUGAUCAAAGAUGUUGUGUUUUGCUAGUCAGCUGUCAGUCGGAGGUACGAACAGUAAAUAUUAUUUCAUUCCUGACAUGUUACUACCAGUAGCAAAAAACUUGUUGAGUCAUCAGGGCACGUCGACGAAAAAUAUAAUACACAGUAUAAAUGUAUACAGUUAAACAUUUUGCAGCUGCCCCGAAUUGGUUGUGAAAUAAAAAUCAAUUAAUGUAAUAGUAAGUUACUACAACUCAACACCGAAACAAAAAGUACUUUAAUAAUAAUUGUGUUAUAGAACAAAUUAAAGGUUAAGUUUACCAAUUCUUAAAAAAUAUAUUAAUAAGAAAUGAUUUUAAAAUUCGCAUAAUAUUUUUUGUCUAUGAUAGUAAAUUUCGAUCACGUUAAAUGUUUCACAGAUUGACCCACUCCUAAAAUUGCCUGUUUCGUUACUUGUGAGAACGUAACUACGCUCUGCUGUUACCUUGCCGCAGCAGUGACGUUGAGCGCGACCACAGAAUUAAAUCAAGAUAGAACGGCGACGGGCGUGCCUUGCUAAGGA
Aricia agestis (brown argus) is the source of this 4162-nucleotide messenger RNA. RefSeq lists its product as uncharacterized. Gene Ontology annotation, cellular component: nucleus. NCBI's taxonomy places the organism in Eukaryota, Metazoa, Arthropoda, Insecta, Lepidoptera, Lycaenidae. The record is from RefSeq and is a predicted model, not a curated record. The coding region runs from base 215 to 3493 and encodes 1092 amino acids. The transcript is spliced from 15 exons.